Notothenia coriiceps (black rockcod) is the source of this 1119-nucleotide messenger RNA. Its product is annotated as GRB2-related adapter protein-like. The record is from RefSeq and is a predicted model, not a curated record. The coding region runs from base 85 to 870 and encodes 261 amino acids. The transcript has 6 exons. Gene Ontology annotation, cellular component: cytoplasm. Gene Ontology annotation, biological process: enzyme-linked receptor protein signaling pathway; cell migration. NCBI's taxonomy places the organism in Eukaryota, Metazoa, Chordata, Actinopteri, Perciformes, Nototheniidae. Gene Ontology annotation, molecular function: receptor tyrosine kinase binding; signaling adaptor activity.
UGGAGGAAGAGCGGCACACACGCGCAGAGAAAACUCUCCUCAUUAACUAAUGAGCAGCGCUGCACACACUCACACACACACUGGAUGGAGGCGGUGGCUCUUUUCUCUUUCGAAGCUUCGGAAGCAGACGAGAUCAGUUUCCAGAAAGGGGACAUUAUCAAGGUGACAGAAAUGGAGGAUGAUUCUAAUUGGGUCACAGCAGAGAUCAAGGGGAAGCGUGGCUACGUGCCAGAGAACUACAUUUCCCUUCUUCCUUAUCCGUGGUUUGUAGGACGGGUGUCAAGACUGGAGGCCGAAAAGCGUCUCCGCUGGCAGGACACCGGAGUGUUCCUGGUGAGGGAGAGUGAAUCAGCUCCUGGAGAGUUUUCUGUUUCUGUUAGCUAUGGUGAGAGGGUGGAGCAUUUCCGGGUGCUGGAGGGGGGCGGUCAGUACUGCAUCUGGGACGAGACGUUCUGCUCCCUGAACCGCCUGGUGGACUACUACAGAACUCACAGCAUCGCGGCGGAGAAACUGGUCUUUCUGAGAGACGCUGCUGCAUCCCCUCACCUGCUGCCCCAUCCUGGACGUAACCCCUACCCCAACCCUUAUAAAACCACCUCUCAGGAGUCCCUCCUCUCAGCUAACCUCUACUCUCACCCCCCUCACCACGAAAGAGAGUCCUCCCAGCGUCUGCACGAACCAGUUGUGGGGAAACCCCGUCUGGCUCAUGCCCUCUGUGACUACACCCCCCCUCACACCGCCCACCUCCACUUCCUGCGUGGUGACAUCAUUGACCUGCUAGACUGCUCGAGCUCUCUGGCCUGGAGGGGGCGCUGUCGAGGUCGAGUAGGAAUCUUCCCGCCAGAAUACGUUCAGCCACUGUACCACUGACACCAUAUCAAACUGUCGCUGACACUCCUCUGUCAGGCUGUAGUGACUUACCUUUCGUAUACAACUAGUGAUUAAACAAUUAGUCCAAUAUGUGAUUAGUCCCAUAGACACAAAUGUUCAGUAUUGAUUGACAGCCUUUUCUCAUUAGCAAGUUGUCAAAUACACCAGCUUGAUUAUGGGCCUACACAGGGCCGUCCCUCCCUACAGGCCGAUCACGCAGACUGCGUGGGGCCUCACCUUGCGGAGGGA